Protopterus annectens (West African lungfish) is the source of this 4720-nucleotide messenger RNA. It is a transcript of the gene GRIA2, whose product is annotated as glutamate ionotropic receptor AMPA type subunit 2. The transcript is spliced from 17 exons. Lineage: Eukaryota; Metazoa; Chordata; Ceratodontiformes; Protopteridae. Gene Ontology annotation, molecular function: transmitter-gated monoatomic ion channel activity involved in regulation of postsynaptic membrane potential; AMPA glutamate receptor activity. Gene Ontology annotation, cellular component: postsynaptic membrane; plasma membrane; dendritic spine. The record is from RefSeq and is a predicted model, not a curated record. Bases 1202 to 4024 code for a protein of 940 amino acids. Gene Ontology annotation, biological process: synaptic transmission, glutamatergic; modulation of chemical synaptic transmission; monoatomic ion transport.
CUGGAGAUGGAGAUGUAAUUUGUUAGAUGUUAGAAAUGUCAUCAAGGAUGGAUGGAAUUCUCUAAUUGUGUUAAGACGAGAAAGGAGAAGGAGUUGAAGAGGUCUGCUUAUAAGAGAUGGAACUGUGCUCCCGAGAAUCCCUGUUCAGUGCAACCACUGGAUUCAUUUCAUCUGCCACAAAAUCAGGAGACUUAAAUCUCAUUUUUAAAGCUUAUCUUUUUUUUACAAGCCACCCGCGUGACUUUUAAUAAAAUGGAAGCUGCAAAAUCACUUUAGUUGAGCCCGUCUUACUGGAAGAGUGUAUCAACAUCAGGACCCCUGCAGUUAAAUCCAGCUAUGUUAUCCACAAAAAGUCCCUAACUAAUAUCCCACGUAUUUUACAUGUAUAUAUUUUUAUUAACAUAUUUCGAUAGAAACAUACUCUGGAAAUUUCUUUCUUUAGCGAUUUUAUACAGUAUUGUACAAGAGCAGUCCAUUCGUUUCCUAGGAAACAAGAGAACGAGCAUGCUCUGAGCUACAUCUUAGGCAUACACAACCUGUGUUGACAUAAUGCAGAUUCCUUUGCUUAGACAAAACGUUAACGGUCUAGUUUCCUAAACUGUUGUCAUAUUACGGCUUUGUGCUCGUCAUACCACCCCGAAUUUGGAUCGAUUAUCAUCUGUAAAGCAAAAAGAAAGAAAAAAAAAAACACUAAAGAAAAGACUGCGUUAUGUUAAGCAGGGCACUUCUACACAGCCCGAAUUCCGAGAUUUCCAGUUUUACUUGUUAGUAUUGGCUUUUGUGAUCCUGUGCAUCUUCUCCUGCCUCCUAUUCGACACUGUUCGUGAUUUCUCGUCGUCAUUAUCAUUCCAUCCUUGUCGGUGGUGCCACAAGAGCUGGAAUCAUCUGCUGCCGGGUCCACCAGAGGUGCAGUGUUGUGCUGAAGGAAGAGCUCGGUGCAAAUUCUGUGCCUGCAUGCUUUUGUCAAUGCACUGAGGCAGUGGAACAACAGCAAUACUGAAAGGGGGGACGUCUGCAUUGCAUUGUACCACAGUAUUCCAGUACCUUUGGAGAUAGGACCAGGACUCGGGAAUAGUAAAAGACAUUCCCAGAAAAAAAGAGGUCUUAGUGGUGAAUACUCCAGCCAAUAUGUUCAGGAUCUAACACUUUCACAAAUCUGGCACACGGAAGGGUAAUUUGUGGAGGCUGUAUUUUUAAGGAAAUGCAAAAGAUUAUGAAUAUUUCUGUCUUCCUCGUUCCUAUUUUUUUGGGACUGGCUUUUGGUGCUUAUUCUAACGGCGUACAAAUAGGAGGUUUAUUUCCAAGGGGCGCAGAUCAGGAAUACAGUGCUUUUCGGAUAGGAAUGGUUCAGUAUUCCUCCACUGACUAUAGGCUGACGCCCCAUAUCGACAAUCUGGAGGUAGCAAACAGUUUCGCCAUGACCAAUGCUUUUUGUUCCCAGUUUUCAAGAGGCGUGUAUGCUAUUUUUGGAUUUUAUGACAAAAAGUCUGUAAAUACUAUAACAUCAUUCUGUGGAACCCUGCACGUGUCCUUCAUCACUCCCAGCUUCCCUGCUGAUGGCUUGCAUCAAUUUAUCAUUCAAAUGAGGCCUGAUCUCAAGGGAGCACUCCUGAGUUUGAUUGAGUACUAUCAAUGGGACAGGUUUGCCUAUUUGUAUGACAGUGACAGAGGCUUAUCAACUCUACAGGCAGUACUGGAUGCAGCUGCAGAGAAGAAAUGGCAAGUGACAGCAAUCAAUGUUGGAAACAUUAAUAAUGAUAAAAAGGAUGAAGCGUAUCGUUCCCUCUUCCAAGAUCUGGAAAUUAAAAAAGAAACCAGAGUGAUUCUGGACUGUGAAACAGACAAAGUAAAUGAUAUCAUGGAACAGGUCAUUACCAUUGGAAAGCAUGUGAAAGGAUACCAUUACAUCAUUGCCAACCUGGGAUUCACUGAUGGAGACUUAUCUAAAAUCCAAUAUGGUGGAGCAAAUGUGUCAGGAUUUCAAAUAGUGGACUACGAUGAUCCAAAUGUGGUAAAGUUUAUGCAUAGAUGGGUGACCCUAGAAGAAAGAGAAUUUCCAGGAGCACACACCAGCACAAUCAAGUACACAUCUGCCUUGACAUAUGAUGCUGUUCAAGUCAUGAUGGAAGCAUUCCGUUUUCUGAGGAAGCAGCGUAUAGAAUUCACUAGAAAAGCAAAUGCAGGGGACUGCCUUGCUAAUCCUGCAGUGCCAUGGGGACAAGGAGUUGAAAUAGAAAGGGCUCUGAAGCAGGUACAUGUAGAUGGCCUAAGUGGAAACAUUCAGUUUGAUCAACAUGGAAAGAGAGUUAAUUACACAGUAAACGUAAUGGAGCUCAAAAGCACUGGGCCUAGAAAGAUUGGUUACUGGAAUGAAGUUGACAAGAUGGUUGUUACAGCAACUGAAUUGCCUCUUGGAAAUGAUACCUUAGGGAUGGAGAACAAGACAGUGACUGUAACCACUAUCCUGGAAGCCCCAUAUGUCAUGGAAAAGAAAAAUGUUGAAUCGUUUGAGGGAAAUGACCGCUAUGAAGGUUACUGUGUAGAUCUUGCCUCAGAAAUAGCCAAGCACUGUGGAUUCAAAUACAAACUUACAAUUGUUGCUGAUGGAAAAUAUGGAGCCAGAGAUUCCACAACAAAAAUUUGGAAUGGGAUGGUUGGAGAACUUGUAUAUGGGAAAGCUGACAUUGCAAUUGCCCCAUUAACAAUAACCUUGGUGAGAGAAGAAGUGAUUGACUUUUCGAAGCCCUUCAUGAGCCUUGGGAUAUCCAUUAUGAUCAAGAAACCACAGAAGUCAAAACCUGGAGUAUUUUCCUUUCUUGAUCCAUUAGCAUAUGAGAUCUGGAUGUGCAUUGUCUUUGCUUAUAUUGGGGUCAGCGUAGUUUUGUUCCUUGUUAGCCGAUUUAGCCCAUACGAAUGGCAUACUGAGGAAUUUGAAGAUGGACGAGAUGCCCCAAGUAAUGAAUCAACUAAUGAGUUUGGGAUAUUUAAUAGUCUGUGGUUUUCUCUUGGUGCCUUUAUGCGUCAAGGAUGUGAUAUUUCACCAAGGUCCCUGUCUGGACGCAUUGUUGGAGGUGUAUGGUGGUUCUUUACCUUGAUCAUAAUCUCAUCCUACACGGCCAACCUAGCUGCCUUUCUGACAGUCGAACGCAUGGUGUCUCCCAUUGAAAGUGCUGAAGAUCUUGCAAAGCAAACAGAAAUUGCUUAUGGAACCCUGGAUUCUGGCUCCACAAAAGAAUUUUUUAGGAGAUCAAAAAUCGCACUUUUUGAUAAAAUGUGGACAUACAUGAAGAGUGCCGAGCCCUCAGUGUUUGUUAAGACGACAGCUGAGGGAGUGGCCCGUGUACGGAAGUCCAAAGGGAAGUAUGCUUACCUACUAGAAUCUACCAUGAAUGAAUACAUUGAGCAGAGGAAGCCAUGCGACACCAUGAAAGUGGGAGGAAAUCUCGAUUCCAAGGGAUAUGGCAUCGCAACACCCAAAGGAUCCCCAUUAAGAACUUUAGUUAACCUCGCAGUACUAAAACUGAAUGAGCAAGGCCUGUUGGACAAAUUGAAAAACAAAUGGUGGUACGACAAAGGAGAGUGCGGCAGCGGGGCAGGUGAUUCCAAGGUCAGCCCCAUAAAUCUUGCAGUAUUGAAACUCAGUGAGCAAGGCGUCUUAGACAAGCUGAAAAACAAAUGGUGGUACGAUAAAGGGGAAUGUGGAGCCAAGGACUCUGGAAGUAAGGAGAAGACAAGUGCACUAAGCCUGAGUAACGUUGCUGGAGUUUUCUACAUUCUUGUCGGUGGACUUGGUUUGGCAAUGCUGGUGGCUUUGAUUGAGUUCUGUUACAAGUCCAGAGCAGAGGCGAAACGAAUGAAGAGGCUCUUUGGCGAAGCCAUGAGGAACAGUGCAAGGCUGUCAAUUACGGGAAGUACUGGAGAAAAUGGACAUGUUAUGACUCCAGAAUUUCCAAAAGCAGUGCAUGCAGUACGUUACAUGAGUCCUGGCAUGGGAAUGAAUGUCAGUAUGACCGAUCUCUCAUGAUUGAUAAGAACCUUUUGAGUGCCUUACACAAUGGUUUUAUUGUGCGUCUGUUGUCGAAGUGGUGAGAGGCCUCCAGUAUCUUGAACACAUUUCUUUCAGAAGUGAAUCCCAACAUUUUUAUGGAGUUCAUCCUGAUUCAUAAAUGGGUUGCUUAUAACCACUACCAUAAUUUUAUAUGAGUUGAAGAUGAAGCUUGACUGACAUGCACAGCUAUCAUGGAAGUACUGUAAUCUAACUGAAGUUGUUGUACAGACUACAUGCCAGUUUCUGCAGCUACUGUUGUUGAUUCUUUGAUUCAUACUGACUUAAGCACACUUGACAUCAACUGCAUCAAGAUGUGAAAAUGUUUUAUAGUAAAAAAAAACAAAGGUCUAAAAAAAUUUUUAAGUAUUUUCUCAAAAAUAAAAUGGCUUUUAAAUAAAUUUGCUUCCAUACAGGUUGAAUAUAAACUAGAAAAUUAUAUAUAUAUAAAAGUCUUUGGGAAGUAAACAAAAGUUAUAGUCAUCAAUUCCAUAUUUUUCAAAGCCAAAUAUGUACAUGCUGAGGAAAAAGUUUAGAUCUUGUACUUUAUUAUUGUUAUCAAGGAUUUCCUGUAUAUCUUAUUCUUUAACAUUUGGUGUUAAUAUAAAAAAAAAAAACUUGGCAAUGCUUGACAUUUGAAAUAAAGUUUUCCUAUGGUUUUAUUUGCAAAAAAAA